UCUCUCCCUCACUUUUCCCUCUAUAUAAUCUAUCUCUCUCCACCCUCCUCUUUAAACGCUGCACGUCUUGCACCACGUACACCACCUCUUCAUAUAGCUAGUUAAGGAGAAGAAAAAAGAAAAAAAAAAACCUUAGAACAUCACGUGUAUAUUAUAUAUAUACUUCGAUCUCCUUUAAGAAUACUGCAUAUAAAUAAAUAAAUAAAUAAAUAUAUAAAUAUAUAUAUAUAUAUACAGAUAUAUAUACAAGUGUGCCGCGAAAAUAUGAGUGGCAACUUAUUAAUUCCCCCCGGCUACCGGUUUUAUCCGACGGAGGAGGAGCUUCUGAGCUUCUAUCUCGUCAACAAGCUCGAGAGCAGGCGGCUCGACAUCGAGCGCGUCAUCCCUGUCGUCGACGUUUACACCUGCGAUCCGUCGCAGCUCCCUCCGAUGUCGGGAGACGCGAGCAUUCGGGACCCCGAGCAGUGGUUCUUCUUCUGCCCGCGGCAGGAGAGAGAGACGCAGGGCGGGAGGCCGGCGCGCACGACUCCGUUCGGCUACUGGAAGGCGACCGGUUCCCCGAGCUACGUCUACUCGUCGGGCAACAAAGUGAUCGGCGUGAAGAAGACGAUGGUGUUCUACCGCGGAAGAGCUCCUAACGGGACCAAGACCACUUGGAAGAUGAACGAGUACAAAGCGCUUCGAGAAGAAGCCCUUGGUCUACCAGCUACGGCUCCGAGGUUAAGAAACGAGUUCAGCUUGUGCCGACUCUACAUCAAAACCACCACGUUGAGAUCGUUCGAUCGCCGGCCUCUUAACCCGCCGAAAAGCGAGAUCCGUCCGUCGACAUCCGAAGCUCCGGCUUCGAACACCGACCCCGUGGUUGCGGCGGCCGAGAGAGCGUACUCUCACGACAGUUCAUCCUCAGGUGACGGCGGCGGCUCGCAACAAAUGGCUCCUGAUCAGCAGGGCGCCAUGGAUUAUUGGCAUGAUUUGCUGGAGGAAUUUGAUCAGGAUUUCACUUGGGCUUGAGGAGAAUACUGCGUACACUGCUCAAGAGCCUCAUAUAAGUUUUCACUAGGUCAUUAUGAAAAAGAAAACCAUUAAUUAGUUUUCUUUUUUUUUUUGUUGUAUUUUUUGUUGCAUGAAACAAGAAAAUAAUUU
Ananas comosus (pineapple) is the source of this 1143-nucleotide messenger RNA. Its product is annotated as NAC domain-containing protein 90-like. The record is from RefSeq and is a predicted model, not a curated record. Gene Ontology annotation, molecular function: DNA binding. NCBI's taxonomy places the organism in Eukaryota, Viridiplantae, Streptophyta, Magnoliopsida, Poales, Bromeliaceae. The transcript is spliced from 3 exons. Bases 265 to 1011 code for a protein of 248 amino acids. Gene Ontology annotation, biological process: regulation of DNA-templated transcription.